Molecule: messenger RNA, 750 nt
Organism: Colletotrichum lupini
Lineage: Eukaryota; Fungi; Ascomycota; Sordariomycetes; Glomerellales; Glomerellaceae
Exons: 6
Coding region: 1-750 (249 amino acids)
Source: RefSeq, a predicted model, not a curated record
AUGAGAAAAGAAUUCUCGCUGAUAUUCUGGUGCCUCCGUCCUUUGCACCUACAUACCGGAGCUUCACGUUUGCAUCACUUUCAUUUUGACGAGUGCCACACUCAUGCUAGCGGCGGAAAGCUUGCCGAAGAUGAAGGAAACAUGAAAGAGAGGAAGGUGACGGUGAUCGAUCCCAUACGGCCCCGAUCCGUGGUGUCUGGACAUGCCGAGAUGCAUCCAUUCGGCGGUUCGGCGGUUCUUUCUCCUCCCCUGACAACGGCAGGCCUGGAUGAGACUGGACUGUUCCCCGCCGUCAGUCCCUUUACCUUUCUCAGUUUCCGAGGUCCUCUCCGCAUGACGUUGAUCAAGCCUCAUCCAAGCCUGACUCGCAAAGCCUGGCGAGACGCCAUUCUCUCAUUUAUCCUCACACCCGUCACGCCCUAUUCUAGUCCUGACGCCAGAAAAGAACGGCCACCGGCCAGUCCCAUGGUUGCCUCACUUCCCGCACCGUCCAUUGACAUCAGAUGCUCCCCAGAAAGACCAACCUCAAGCUGCCCUACUACGCAGCCUCCUUGGUCUGUGCAGCUUCAAAGAGAGAGACGCAUGGUCCAACUCGUCCAAGAGCUUGGCAUCUCCCUCGAUAUCGCACGUGGGCGAACCGGCACCGACAAGUUCACCAACCAUCAACCGACCUUUUUCAGCUUCUCGCAGCCGGUAAACUCUAAUCCCACGCUUGAACCUUUCAGGGGGACCAACGAGGGCAGAGCCUAA